Messenger RNA from Zygotorulaspora mrakii, 900 nucleotides. RefSeq names its product Rag GTPase GTR1 (gene GTR1). The record is from RefSeq and is a predicted model, not a curated record. Gene Ontology annotation, molecular function: GTPase activity; GTP binding. NCBI's taxonomy places the organism in Eukaryota, Fungi, Ascomycota, Saccharomycetes, Saccharomycetales, Saccharomycetaceae. The transcript has a single exon. Gene Ontology annotation, cellular component: nucleus; Gtr1-Gtr2 GTPase complex; fungal-type vacuole membrane. Gene Ontology annotation, biological process: cellular response to starvation; regulation of autophagy; positive regulation of TOR signaling. The coding region runs from base 1 to 900 and encodes 299 amino acids.
AUGUCAUCGAAUAAUAGAAAGAAGCUACUGCUUAUGGGUCGUUCUGGGUCGGGAAAGUCAUCUAUGCGGUCAAUUAUCUUCAGUAAUUAUUCGGCUUUUGACACACGUCGUCUGGGAGCCACUAUAGACGUAGAACAUUCACAUCGCCGUUUUCUGGGUAACAUGACGUUGAAUUUAUGGGACUGUGGUGGUCAAGAUGUGUUUAUGGAGAAUUAUUUUACUAAGCAAAAAGAUCACAUAUUUCAAAUGGUUCAAGUCUUGAUACAUGUGUUCGACGUUGAAUCACAAGAAGUCAUAAAAGAUAUAGAGAUUUUCACAAGAGCUUUGAAGCAACUUAAAAAUUACUCGCCAGAUGCCAAAAUUUUCGUUUUAUUACAUAAGAUGGAUUUAGUCCAAAUAGAUAAACGAGAAGAAUUAUUUCAUUUAAUGAUGAAAAAAUUGCAAGAAACUUCAGCGGAAUAUGGAUUUCCAAAUCUGGUUGGAUUUCCAACAUCGAUUUGGGAUGAAAGUCUCUACAAGGCGUGGUCAAGUAUUGUAUGCUCGUUGAUUCCUAAUAUGGCGAUACAUCAAGCCAAUUUGAAAAAAUUAAAAUCAGUGAUGAAUGCUUGUGAAAUAAUUCUGUUUGAAAGGAGUACAUUUCUAGUAAUAUGUUCAAGUAAUUCGUCGCAUGAUGAAGCACUCGAUCCUAAAAGAUUUGAGAAAAUAUCAAAUAUAAUGAAGAAUUUUAAGCAAAGUUGCACUAAAUUGAAAAGUGGAUUUAAGACACUUGUGAUCAACGAUAAUAUUUAUGUCAGUGAAUUAUCGUCAAAUAUGGUAUGUUUUGUUUCUUUGAACAAUUCCGAUGAAUGUCAACAAAUGGUGCUGGAAAAUAUUACCAAAGCCAAAGAAUUUUUCCAGUAA